Leptosomus discolor (cuckoo roller) is the source of this 679-nucleotide messenger RNA. The record is from RefSeq and is a predicted model, not a curated record. NCBI's taxonomy places the organism in Eukaryota, Metazoa, Chordata, Aves, Leptosomiformes, Leptosomidae.
GCAGAUUUUCUGAAAGGAUUACCCGUCUACAACAAAAGCAACUUCAGCAGAUUCCAUGCGGAUUCUGUUUGUAAAGCAUCAAAUAGAAGGCCAUCGGUAUAUCUUCCCACGAGAGAAUAUCCGUCUGAACAAAUCAUAGUAACAGAAAAGACAAAUAUACUUUUGCGUUAUUUACACCAGCAGUGGGACAAAAAGAAUGCAGCGAAGAAGAGAGAUCAAGAGCAAGUGGAAAUAGAAGGUGAGAAUUCGGCGCCACCACGGAAAAUCGCUCGGACAGACAGCCAGGAUAUGAACGAGGACACUUAAACCCUUGGCUUUCUCCUCUACUACUUUGCAGGCGCUUCCUGUUUUGUCUCAAAGUGUGUAAAUUCUGCCCCUCGCCCCCAUCUCUCACCCCCCACUACGCAGCCCAAACCACUUCUGACUUUAUAGGAGCCAAUGUAUUUAUUUUUGUUUGGUUUUUUUUUUUUUUUCCCCCCCUCUCCAUUUUUUUAUUUAUGCCGUAAACCUUACGGAGCAGUGGUGGAACGAUCCGGUGAAUGAUGUAGUGUAACCUUAGUUCCUCCUUUCUAAAAAUACACACUGUCACUUUCACAGGUUUUUGUUGAAUCUGUUCCCUAAUCAACCAGGUCUGGCUGUGGGAGCCUGGGUAGGAGACGUGGGUUAUCCCAGACCCCAC